UUACCUGCUUAAGCGCAAAUUGAGCUGGUGAAAAGGGUUGUCUGCCCAUCUCGAAAGUUUGACUUCCUUCCUGGGGAGAGGGGGGUGUUGACACCCCACAAAGUACCCCCAUCCUCAGUGCAGAGAAGGAACCUAUCACGGUCAGUACCAAUGUUCACUUUCCACUGCACGACUGAUGCUGUUGAACACCAGUCCAAAAAUAUGGGCGGAGGGUGCUGUGGAAAUGCUUCCAGGGUUUACUGAUAUAUUGAAAGCAUCUUGAUUACUUCUUAUUUUUGGAGGAGUGAGUUACAAACUGCGAUACAAUGUAUCAGCAUCAAAAGAUAUGGGUGUAUGCACUUUCUCAGUCUGGUGGACUUCAAGGGUAAAGGACCCAAGAUCAUGAUAGACAAUGCCCAUUGCUGCAGGGUUUACAUGUAGGUACAUGAAUAACAAUAAUAAUAAUAAUAAUAAUAAUUCAUUAAAUGCCUCCCAUCUGACUGGAUUGCAGGACAAGGAUUGCCUGCACAGUGGUGGCUUGGUUUACCACCAUAAGCCGUUCCGGAGCUCCGUUUGUAAACCAAAACAGGUUGUAACACAAGGUGCAUUUUCGCCAAUGGGGCCUCCAAAGUUUUUUGGGUUGUAAUCCCAAAAAAGUUUGCAAACCGGGACACGCACUUCCGGGUUUGACGUGUUUGUAAUCCAAACUGUUUGCAAACCAAGGUACCACUUGUAUUACAAGUAAGGUGUGUCAAAUUCUAGAUACAGUUAGGUAGCCAUAUUGGGCUGCCAAAGUUAAAACAAAAUUUAAAAAAUGCUUCCAGUAGCACCUUAGAGUUCAACUAAGUUUGUUCUUGGUAUGAGCUUUCAUGUGCAUGCACACUGUGUAUCUGAAGAAGUGUGCAUGCACACAAAAGCUCAUAUCAGUAACAAACUUAGUUGGUUUCUAAGGUCCUACUGGAAGGAAUUUUUUUAUUGUUUGUCAACUUGUCAAUCCUGCAAACUGUGAAACAUAGUAAAUUGGUGGGAUUAUAGUUUAUAGGAAUCCUGGAAUUUUGAGCUUUCUUGUCUACAUCAUCGGACUGCUGCCCACAAAAACCAAAGCCCAUUAGCCUUUAAUGGGCCACUAGAUACUUUGUUUGCUCUGCUUCUAAAGAUGAAUAUUUUUGAAUACUUUUAACAAUCACUUAGGACAUCAAUAACACUUAUGUUUUAUUUAUUCCAGUUAGGAGAGACUCUGGUACACCAGUCUGACAUCAGCUGCAUUGAAACAGAAAAACACGGAGGCGUGUCCUGGAGAAAUUGAGAGGUCUGUACUUUACUGUGAGACUGUAUCUUUGUGUGUUUCCUUUCAGCGUGUAGGAACAUAGAAAGAGCCCUUCCAGAUCUGUAGGAUAUUAAGGAAUUGUGGUAUUCUGCUCAUAAUUCACUGACUGCUUGGGUCCAAUAUCAUUUCGCCAAACUGGCCUCUCCACAGAGUUCACACAAACAGCAGCAUUCAGAGCAUAGGAAAGCAAAGCACGAAGAAGAGCUAUAUAUCCACAUGACAUUCCAGACUUCAAGUGGAAUGGCUUAGUCCUGGCCAAUCACAUCUGAAUGGUUGCAAAUAAGCCCAGAGUCCAUAAACAGGCACCAGAGCCCUUGUGAAGGCAAUCCUUAGAGAGAAUCGUUCACUCUCCGUCCUGAAAAAGGCACAAUCCAGAUGGAAAGUGCGAGUGAGCAAACCACAGUCCACAGAAUCUCCUCUGAAAUUCAGUUUCACACCUUCCCAUUUCCAGGAAAACUGUGCAGGUCAAAUGACUUCAUUUCUUUGACCUUGCAGGUGGUGGGCAACUCCCCAAAACUCUCCUCAUUCAGAUAAUGAACAAAGAUAGCGGUCUUUUGAGAUCCACUGGCCCAGUUUUUACACUAAUUCCGAACACAGGAGGCCCCUCUUUUCCAGCAUCCUGUUCCCAGAGUGACCAGCUGUGAUGACUUGUGAAUGCUCUUCGCAAGAAAUGCCUCUGCUCACUCAGAGAUACAUAUAUACAGUCUUUAUAUGUACAAGCAGCACGUUACAAUCAGGCAUCUGAAUCCUCCGGCUCAGAUUCUGGGAGUGACUUAUGCCCGCCCCUCUCCAACAGAAAAGGCGGGGAAGUUUCCCGUGAUGCUUCCGUUCCCUCCUCUUUAACACUCUCCUUUCUUUGGCAGACGGAAUAGGCAUUGUUUCACUGUCUGUGCCAGAACUUCCGGUACGGUGUUGAGGCUCUGGUUCAACAUCUGUGAGCCGUUCCACCUCCUGGCUUUCCCUUCUUUCCUCAGUCUCUACUUCCUGCCCCCUUCCUACCUGUCUCUGCUCCUCCCCUUCAUUCUCUGGCAGUACCAUGACACCAGCCAAGGAGAAACUCACCAGCAGGGCCUGAGGGCAAAAGCUCCCUUCCCAGCCGUGAUUCCCAUCUCCUGGGAUUCAGAUGAAUAAUACCUCUGAAGGUGGAAGGAGAAGAAUGCUGGUUGUUGGGAACUAACUGACUGAAAUAAUUUCAGUUAUAGAAAAUAAAGUGAGAACAGAUAAAAGAGAGAGAAGAGAAAAAAGUUCAAAUAAUACCAUAAUAUUAAAUAUUCUCAUACUGUACAUAUGUUUAUUAGAGAUCUACUAUAUUCUCUAUGAACUUAUUCCACAUGUCAUUCUGUUUAUCCGAACAAAGUCUACGUCUAUAAGCAAUCCAUUCAAGCGUUGUGUUGUCAUAUCAUCAAUCGAUCUGAAGGCAGCUCUGUUUAGGGAAUUUUUCGAUGUUUGAUGUUAUUAUUAUUAUUAUUAUUAUUAAUGAUUUUUAACAUAAACUUUCCAAACAAAACAUCCAUCUUAUCAUCUCUUACACAUCUUGGCUAUUUUUAGCCAGUGACUUACAUCAUUCCCUUCUAAUGAUUUCACCCUAUCUCUCUCUUCUGUUUACAUUUUGUGUCUUUACUACUGUUUAUAUAAUCAAAAUGUUAACAUCCUAUCUUUUAACCUUGAUUAACAAUAUUUCUUAUCUCCAUUUUUCACAAGACUUCUUGUUAUCCUACAAGCGUAUUCAACUGAAUACCAUUGUCCUACAAAUAAUUCACAAAUUUACUCCAGUCCUUCAGGAAUUUUUGGUCCCGCUGUUCUCCAAUUCUCCCGGUCAUCUUAGCUAAUACUCUGUACUCCAUCAAUUGACUGAAAGAAAAAUAACAUUUUUGAUAGCACAAAAUCAUUUUUAUAACUGAUAUCCUUCCCCAAAGUGAUAAUUUCAUCCUUCCCCACACUUCCAAAUCUCUCUUAAUCUUAUUCCAUACCUGGUUGUGGUUGUCUUGAUAUCAAUUUAUAUUUUGGGGGGUUAACAAUAUUCUUAGGUAUUUCACUUUCUUUACCACCCCUAUUUCUGUUUGUUGUUGCAAAUGGUCCACCAUCUUUUUGUUCAAAUUUUUAACAAACUUUUUAUUUUUAUUUACUUGUCUAAACUAUUCACUUUUUCUAGUACUUCCUUCGAACUUGUUAUUGGUUCAAUUGUUAUUACUAAGUCAUCCAUAAAGGCUUUUACUUUAUAUUCUUUCCUUCUGACUGAUAUUCCUUUAAUUCCUUCUGCUAGCCUUUAAUUCAGGAGAAUUCCAGAAGCGAUAUGAAUAACAACGGUGAUAGUGGACACCCUUGUCUUGUCCCUUUUGUAAUUUCAAUAUUUUCUGUUAAUACAUUAUCCACAAUAGGUUUUGCCUUUUGACUUGAAUAUACUGCUUUUAAACUGCUCAUAAACAAUUGACCCAUUUCCAUCAUUUCUAAGUUUUUAAUCAUAAAUUCCCAAAUAUAUUAUCAAAGGCCUUCUCAGCUUCCACAAAUAUUAUGGCUGCCUGCUUUUCAUUCAUGGCCGUCAAGUAUUCAUCCAGUCCUAGUGCUUUUCCUGAUUUUAAGUCUUUUCUUGCUCUCGAAAUUUCUUUCCCUUCUAUUAAUUCAUUCAGUCUGUCCUUUUCUGUGGGAUUUGUUGCAAUCCAUUCUUCUUUAAAAAUUCUUCUAUUUUGACUAUGUUCUCUUUUCCACCUUUUUUAUACAAUUGUCGGUAGAAGUUUACAAAUCAUUUUCUUAUUUCUUUCGGAUUCUCUAGUUCUUUCUCUCCAAUUUUCAUUUUAUUAAUUGUCUUUUGAGAUUUUCUUUUGUUUAUCUGCCAUGCUAGCCAUUUUCCUGGUUUAUUUGCCUAUUCAAAGUUCUUUUGUUUCAUCAUUUUAAUUUUCCAUUCUACUUCCUGAUUCACAAUUGUUGAAAAUUGACUUUGUAAUAUCUUAAUAUUUUGAUUAAUCGUGAUAUCAUUUGGCUUUUUAGCUAGCUUUUUUCAUUUUCCGUUAUCUCAUUUAAAAUUUCCAUCUUUUUCUUUUCUCUGAAUCUUCUAUAUAUUCUAUUCUGUUGAAUAAAGAAUCCUCUCAUGACUGCCUUGCCUGCAUCCCAUCCUUAUGGCGCAGCUGGCCUCAAAAUAAUCCUUUUUUGAGUGUUUUGAGGGGGCUGCGGCACCCUUGCAGACUCCCCCUUUGUCUCGCAAGGAGCUGAACUCUCCCCUAAGGGCUGAGUCCCGUCUCUUCUCAGCUCUGUGGACCAACCGGAAAUCAAUGUUUGCUGUUUUAUCAUGUUUUUAAUAUUUUGUUUGGUGCUGCCCAGAGGACUGGGGAAACCCAGCCGGAUGGCCGGGGUUUGAAUAAUAUAAAUUAUUAUUAUUAUUAUUAAUAAUAAUAUUAAUUAAUUAAUUAAUUAAUUAAUGGGGGACAUAUCUUUAUUCCUCUAAUUUAUCAGUAUCAGUCUUUUGGCCACAUUUAGGAAAUGCAUAAUCCGCUUCUGUAAUCCAAUUGACAGUUUACAUGAAAUUGGUAUAUUAUUCCAAAGGAUAUUUUCCUCUGAAAGUCUUCCCAUUAGAAUUCAGCUUUUUCAGUGUCACACAUAUUUGCUUAGCCACCCACCCAAAAGGAGAAAGGAAAGUGAGAGAGUCCUGGACAGAUAAUUUCCACAAGGAUAGUUGUAUAUCACAAGACGGGCAUGAGAUCAGGUGGUCCAUUCCCUGGCCAUACUUCCUCAGGGAGACAUAGAGAAGAGAGGGGGAAUCUAGGAGAUGCUUUUUUAAAAAAAAGACGGUGGUGUUAAUUAGGCUCACUUUGUGUUAAGUUCCUUUUCCCUCUUCUGUGAAACCCUAAAAUGGUUUUCUUUCCCCCCAAAGGAGAAGGCGAUCCAAAUUCUGAGGAGACAUCUUCAAUUUCAUUGAGAAUAAUGAAGGCAAAGUUAAAAUGUACAUAAUGUUCUUCUGUCAGUGUGCACACUGAGUUUACCAUCAUGAACUCAACAGAAGAGAAACCAUCUAAAGCUAUGCAGUGCAAAAAGAGCUUGAACUGGAGCAAAACUCAUAGGAAACAUCAACAAACUCCCAAGGGAGAGAAACCAAUUAAAUGCAUGGAGUGUGGAAAGAGCUUCAGUCAGCGUGGAGCACUUAGAAUCCAUCAAAGAAUUCACACAAGGGAGAAACCAUUUAAAUGUAUUGAGUGUGGAAAGAGCUUCAGUCAAAGUGGGGACCUUAGAACACAUCAGCGAAUUCACACGGGAGAGAAACCAUUUAAAUGUAUUGAGUGUGGAAAGAGCUUCAGUCAAAGUGGACAGCUUAGGACACAUCAGCGAAUUCACACUGGAGAAAAACCAUUUAAAUGUAUGGAAUGUGGAAAGAGCUUUGGUCGUAGGGACGCCCUUACAAUACAUCAGCGAACUCACACAGGGAUGAAACCAUUUAAAUGUAUGGAAUGUGGAAAGAACUGCAGUCAAAGUGCAAACCUUAGUAAACAUCAGAAAACACACACAGGGGAGAAACCAUUCCACUGUAUGGAGUGUGGAAAGAGCUUCCAUCAAAGUGGGGCCCUUCAAAUACAUCAGCAAACUCACACAGGGAAGAAACCAUUUAAAUGUAUGGAAUGUGGGAAGAGCUUCAGUCAAAGUGGAUACCUCAGAACACAUCAGAAAACUCACACAGGGGAGAAAUCAUUUAAAUGUAUGGAGUGUGGAAAGAGCUUCAGUCAAAGUGGAUACCUUAGGCUGCACCAAAGAACUCACACAGGGGAGAACCCAUAUAACUGUAAAGAGUGUGGAAAGAGCUUCAGUCAAAGUGGAAAUUAUAAAAGCCACCAAAGAACUCACACAGGGGAGAAGCCAUUUAAAUGUAUGGAAUGUGGAAAGAGUUUUCGUCAUAGUGUAACCUUUAGAAUACAUCAGCGAACUCACACAGGGGAGAAACCAUAUAAAUGUAUGGAGUGUGGAAAGAGCUUCACUUCAACCGAAAACCUUAGACUGCACCAAAGAACUCACACAGGGGAGAACCCAUAUAACUGUAUAGAGUGUGGAAAGAGCUUCAGUCAAAGUGGAAAUUAUAAAAGCCACCAAAGAACUCACACAGGGGAGAAACCAUUUAAAUGUAUGGAGUGUGGAAAGAGCUUCCGUAAUGGUGGAACCCUUAGAAGCCAUCUACAGACUCACACAAAGGAGAAACCAUUUAAAUGUAUGGAAUGUGGAAAAGCUUUAGUCAAAGUGGAAACUUUAAGAGACAUCGGCGAACUCACACCAGAGAAUAACCAUUUAAAUGUAAGGAGUGUGGAAUGAGCCUCGGUCAAAGCAGACAUGCUAAAGACACCAGAGAACAUUCACACCGGGGGGGAAGCAUUUAAAUGUGAGGAUUGUGUGUGCAAAGAGCUUUACUGAUUGUGGAGCACAUAGAAAACAUCAACAGCCAUACACCAGCAAGAAAUCAUUUAAAUAUAUGGAAUGUGGAAAGAGCUUCAGUCAGUGUGGAAGGAGCUUCAGUUGGAGUGCAGAUCUUAAUAUACAUCAGCCAUUAGAUGCAUAGAGUAUAUUCGAAGUUCUUGUUAUGUUUGAUCAGCUCCGGCCCAUCUGGAGCUGAUACAGCAGAGUGUAAUCUCUUAGUCCGCAACAAAAGGAUAAGCAGGUAUUGUGCUACAUGCUAAUUUUUAUUUCUAUACCGAGAACACACAAACGUACAUCUUGCCUCUGUGAGAGCAGAGAGCAACACUGUCACCGGAGACCCCCCCCUUCAUUACAUCGUAAUGCACAAGCACCACACACACCUCCCACCUCCCCGAACUGGGUGAUGCCCCUCUAGAAGGGGCAUCACCCCAACGAACGAUAGCCUUCCGUAAAUAAGGAAGCGCUGAUUUCCCAUAGAACUCCUUUAUUUUCUUACAACGUCCCACUUCGCCCUAUCUUUAUCAUGAGUAGACCGGCCGCCUGAACUCCGGGUCAGUCGGCUGCCGUUUCAGCCAAUCAGCGUUACCGAACAGCGCCUCUUAUGGCGGCCACGCUGGUACUGCAGGCAGCAGGCUCUCGCUUCUCUGUCUUUGACAGCCUCCUAAUACAAAGUUUCCGAGUUCAAUUGACCGUGACUGAUUUAAUCAAAAUGUUGCAACCGUUUCCUGAAAAGUGAAAGUGCUUUGAACUUCAACAACAGUAUUCUUCAUAAAUUCACCAUAAAUCAACCAUAUAUCGGAUUUUCACCGGACCACUUUUAUUCUACUCCAUAUCACAAGGACUGUCAAAGGGGGGUGGUUUGAUGCCAGUCAGCCAUAAUCCCUUGACCGAGCAGGCACGUACUCUGCAGCCCUUCCCCAGUUGACACAGCAACCUUGAUAGUCAUCUUGAUGGGCUCAGACGAAGGACUAUCAAAGACACAAUGAACUGCAUACACUAGUGUAUUCAACAAGGACUAUGACAAAGGGAUUGUGACCGGAUUCCCCUCGGGGGCAGGAAACUGCGCCUUUCCCUUUGUUUUCUGAAAAAGACUUAUGGGGAGGAAGGGAGGGGCUCCCGCCAGGUGUCGGGAUACUCGGAUUACCUGUGCGACCCCUCCCCUGACUCCUGUUCUUAAUGUAGUCAUGAUGUAAAUAUGAUGUAUUUCCAGGGGUGUAACUUAGGGGAUUAGGAGCUAAUAAAAGUUGGGGUCUUCUUUUGUUCUGGGCUUCCAUCUUGCUUCACCUCGUGGGCGGUGGGAGUCCUGUCGUGACAGUCUUUUCUUCAAUAAAGACCAAGC
Molecule: messenger RNA, 8033 nt
Organism: Podarcis lilfordi (Lilford's wall lizard)
Lineage: Eukaryota; Metazoa; Chordata; Lepidosauria; Squamata; Lacertidae
Source: the annotation of a GenBank genome assembly